This is a messenger RNA of Lolium perenne, 2821 nucleotides long. RefSeq names its product probable WRKY transcription factor 2. Gene Ontology annotation, molecular function: DNA-binding transcription factor activity; sequence-specific DNA binding. Lineage: Eukaryota; Viridiplantae; Streptophyta; Magnoliopsida; Poales; Poaceae. Gene Ontology annotation, biological process: regulation of DNA-templated transcription. The record is from RefSeq and is a predicted model, not a curated record.
UCUCCUCUCUCCGUCAUUCCUCCUCGGGUUCCAACAAAUCCCUCCGCACAUCUCCCACCUUCCUGGUCAAACCGCCCCUCCUCUCUCUCCCCCCUCCUCUGUUUUCUGUUUCUUCUCCUUCCUCUCUCUCUAGGAUGAAAAGAGCUGCGUUAUAGGGAGGAGAGAGAAGGAGAGACAGGGAGCUGAGUUAAUAAUGGCCGGAGGCGGAACCUUCUUUUCCUGACUCCCUGCGCGCGGCUGCAGCUCAUCAUUUGUCUCUGAUCCUUGUGCUCUGUUCCUUCCUUUUGUGCUUCGUCUUGGCUAUCAUCGGUGGACUCAGCCAUCGCCACCGGCAGGGAGCCUCGCCGUUGGGCUCCGGUGAUCCUGUUCCUUCACCAUUGGCGUUUCCCCGCAAUCGCGCAAAGGUUGAGCAGUUCCAUGCUCAGAUGAACAGCCACACCCACACAGCGAUGGAGUGGAAGGACACCAGUCCAGCAGGACCAGACUGCCUGCUGCCGAGCUACAUGACCGACCCGUUCCCUGCGGAUCCCUUGGUCGAUGACUGCACCGGCACCAACGAGGGCUCCCGUGCAGGGUUCGAAAGGCGUGGCCUGUCGGUGGACGUGGGCUCGCCUCAGGAGGAGGGGAAGCCGAUGCCGGCGACGCCGCAGUUCGGCCAGAGGUCCGGUUCCAGCAGCAGUUUGUCUGAGAGGAUGCAGGCCAGAGCUGGCUUCAGCGUCGCCAAGCUCAGCAUGCCGUGCGUCACUCCGGCCGCAGCUGACAGCGAACACUCAGGAGGAGCUCAGUCCCCUUACCUGACCAUCCCACCCGGUCUGAGCCCGGCGUCGCUGCUUGAGUCACCCGUGUUCCUCUCCAAUGCCAUGGGCCAGGCCUCGCCAACCACGGGGAAGUUAUUCAUGCUCGGUGAUUCCAAUAACAACAAUCUUGCUAGAUUUGAAGCUCCGUCAAUUGAAGAUGGUCCUGGUACAUUCUGUUUCAAGUCUUUGGACCUAAAAUCAUCACAAUACGCAGCUGAAGGAAACAAGGAAUUUUUGCCCAACAGUCAACAUUCAUCACUACCAAGCAGAGAUGUUCCUGUGAAGACUGAAGCCAACAUUCAGGCAGCACGAGAACGCAAUUCGCUAGGCCAUAUGAACCAAGGGCAGUUCAACAAUGGGCAGGACCUCAUGAGGAGCAGCUACCAUGACUCCAACAAGCGCAAUCGCCUCGCACUUGACAGCACCGUCGACAACAACAACGGGCCACCUCCCGAUCACGGCCCACCGGCUGCAGACAGUGAGGCAGUGAAAGGAGAUUACCCUGCGGUGGCCGCCUCCACGCCGGCCGAGGACGGGUACAGCUGGAGGAAGUACGGGCAGAAGCAGGUGAAGCACAGCGAGUACCCGCGGAGCUACUACAAGUGCACGUUCCAAAACUGCCAGGUGAAGAAGAAGGUGGAGCGGUCGCACGAGGGCCACGUCACGGAGAUCAUCUACAAGGGCGGGCAUAACCACCCCAUGCCCGCCGCUGCAAGCCGCCGCCCCGCCGGCGUCCUGCAGCAGGUUCACCCGUUUGGCGACGUGCAGAUGGACGCCGCCGACAACAACAACAAUGGCAACGCUGGUGCGUCCCAGCCGAACGCGGACACGAAGCAGCUGUGGCACAAUGGUGUGGGUGCACAAGACUGGCGUGGCGAUGGGCUGGAGGCGACGUCGUCACCCUCUCUGCCCGGUGAGCUCUGCGACUCGUCGGCUUCGAUGCAGGUCCACGACGGCGCUGCCCGGUACGAGUCCCCCGAGGGUGUGGAUGUCACCUCUGCGGUGUCCGACGAGGUGGACGGGGGUGACAGGGUGGCGCACGGCAACAUGUCACAGGUCCAGAUCGCCGCUGUCGAGGCCGAGGGCGAUGAACUGGAGUCCAAGAGAAGGAAGCUGGAGUCAUGCGCCAUUGAGAUGAGCACCGCGUCCAGAGCCAUCCGCGAGCCUCGGAUCGUGAUCCAGACGACAAGCGAGAUCGACAUCCUCGACGACGGCUAUCGCUGGCGCAAGUACGGGCAGAAGGUCGUCAAGGGCAACCCGAAUCCAAGGAGCUACUACAAGUGCACGCACCCGGGGUGCUCGGUGCGGAAGCACGUGGAGCGCGCGUCGCACGACCUCAAGUCCGUGAUCACCACCUACGAGGGCAAGCACAACCACGAGGUCCCGCUCGCUCGGAACGGCGGCCACGCGAGCUCGCUGGCGGCUUCGGGUGCAUCGCAGCUGAUCCACGCCGGCGGUGCGCGCAGGACGGACCCGACGUUGGUGCAGGACGGCCUGAUGAGGCUGGGCGGCUGCGGCGCGCCUUUCGGCCUGCCUCCGAGGGACCCGCUGGGGCCGAUGAGCAACUUCCCGUACUCGCUCGGCGGGCAUGCGGCGGCGCUCCCGAGCCUGCCGAUGCCGACCGGGCUCGGCACCGUCGAGGGGCUGAAGUUGCCCAUGCUGUCCCCGUCGCUGCACCCGGUCUUCAGGCACCGGCAGGCGAUGGAGACGGCAGGGUUCAGGGUGCCCAAAGGUGAGGUGAAGGACGAGACCGUGCCGAGCAACGUGGCUGGCGGUGGAGGCGGCGGCGGUGGGACGGCGUAUCAGCAGAUGAUGAGCAGGCUGCCCCUGGGGCAUCGGAUGUAGAUAAUAAAAGGAGGAUCGAUUAGAGGAUGAGGUUCAGACAUCAUUGCUUAAUUAGGUUAAAUUGAAUAAUGUUGGAUGAUAAGUAUACCGUGGAAACAACCACCUCCUUACUUUUUGCGCAUUUUUCACAAUCAUGUUCCAAAUACUUUUGUUAUUACUAGGGGAAUUAUUAGCGACUU